Messenger RNA from Puccinia graminis f. sp. tritici CRL 75-36-700-3, 813 nucleotides. RefSeq lists its product as uncharacterized. The transcript is spliced from 2 exons. NCBI's taxonomy places the organism in Eukaryota, Fungi, Basidiomycota, Pucciniomycetes, Pucciniales, Pucciniaceae. Bases 1 to 813 code for a protein of 270 amino acids. The record is from RefSeq and is a predicted model, not a curated record.
AUGAUUCUUGAGCUGGAUGAGCUGGAUUUAACCCUGGUGCAUGAGCUGGAUGAGCUGGAUUUCAACCUGAUGUGUGAGCUGGAUGAGCUGGAUUUAACCCUGCUGGAUGAGCUGGAUUUAACCCUGCUGCAUGAGCUGCAUGAGCUGAAUGAGCUGGAUGAGCUGGAUUUCAACCUGAUGCGUGAGCUGGAUGAGCUGGAUUCAACCCUGCUGCAAAAGCUGGAUUUCAACAUGAUUCUUGAGCUGGAUGAGCUGGAUUUAACUGCAUGUGAGCUGGAUGAGCUGGAGUUAAACAUGAUGCGUGAGCUGGAUGAGCUGGAUUUCAACCUGAUGCGUGAGCUGGAUGAGCUGGAUUGUAGUCUAGAGUUGGAGCUGGAUGAGCUGGAUUUAACCCUGCUGCAUGAGCUGGAUGAGCUGCAUUUCAACCUGAUGCGUGAGCUGGAUGAGCUGGAUUGUAGUCUAGAGUUGGAGCUGGAUGAGCUGGAUUUAACCCUGCUGCAUGAGCUGGAUGAGCUGGAUUUAACCCUGCUGCGUGAGCUGGAUGAGCUGGAUUUCAACCUCAUGCAUGAGCUGGAUGAGCUGGAUUUAACCCUGCUGCGUGAGCUGGAUGAGCUGGAUUUAACCCUGCUGCCCCAAAUUUAUUGCUGGUACACUGAGCUGGGUGAGCUGGAGUUGAGAUGGGCUCAUCCAGCUCUGCCCUGCCUUCGGUUUCAAACCAGUGAUCCUGGCACAAUUAUCUUCGGUUUCAAACCGAAGAUUUCAGUUGACAAAACUCGCCAAAAUGGGCCCAAAAGCGCCCCCAAGUCCUACUAA